AAAGUGACGCCAUUUGAGGGCCACGUGAUCACUUUAUCACAUUUAAAACAAAAGGAUUUUCUCGCCGAAGCAGUUUAUAUCAUUGUCGUGGUCUGGCUACCAGUCCUGAUAAAACGUCCUUUCGAAGUCAUGGGAAUGUUCGUAACAGCGUUGGUAGCCACAGUAUGUGCUAUGGUUAUUGUUCUUCCAGAGCAAGGCAACGCAACCAAAGAUAAACCACUUGCCGUUUGGGCCAAGAUCAACCAGUAUCCUGUCUGUUUCUACGCAAUUGGAAAAAGACCAGGGAUGUUUAACUACAUGGGAGAAGGAAAACUAGUUGGUGCUAUGAAACUUGUCUACGUCCAUGGCUCUGUGCGAUGCGCUCAAGAUCCCAAAUAUAACAGCCGAUGGGGUUGCUACCAACAUCCAGAUAACAAAAGACACCCUCUGAAUGUUGUGGUAACAGACGACAAUGACAACAUGGUUUACCCCCCGGAGAAAUACGUCAUGAACACAGGUCUGUGGUAUUACUUGCCUUUCACGGACGCCAGAAGAUCUAACCAGUUGGUAUUUACUGAUUACGCUCAACCGUUCUAUCUUGACAAGUAUGCCACUCUCAGGAUAUGGUAUGGUGAAGAUUUGAUGAAUUUCGAAAACCAUGAUAAUAGAGGGAGAGUCUGUGUUCACGUGUGGGCACACCUUAUGUAAAUUAAGAAAUGGGCCAGCAUCUGCAAUUGUACAGAGAAAUUGUAAGAGAAUGGAAUAAAAUUUCUUAUGAAGACUUUCAAGUUUUUCCUCAAUUCCCUUUGAUUUGAAAUAGAAAAUGUAUGUAUUUUAGUCAAGGUUCAUUAUUGUCCUCCCUAGUCCAGUUCAGGCCCUCUCUAUGUCACUCAACACUGUGCCCUUGGGAGAGAGGGUACCUUGCCCAACAGCAUAGCAUUGGGUGACAGAGAGGGGCAGAACUGGACUAUGUCUUCCCAGGCAGAAAAAUGUUUGAUGAGAGAAUACAACUUCCGAAAAACAUGACAAUUAAUUCCAAUAACCGGAAGACAGAGAGUUUGUAAUAUCAGCUGGGACUCCUAAAGUUUUAAGAAGUGCACCUCACAUCUCCACCCAGUGUUGGGGGAGUACCUCUCCCCAACUGAGGUAAAGUUACAAAACCCAAUGACAUGUACAAAACUUUUGUGUUUGAGUCCUGGUCAUGGUCCUUUGUAAAAAUUCAUAUUAUACUCUCAUCAAAAAAUGUUCUAAAUGGAUUGAAUAGAUAACUACUACUCUGAAUUGACAAAAUCUCUAUAUACCCAAAGUAAAAAUGAAAGUGGGUUUGUACAAUUCAAAAUACUUCAAAAGGGACGUGGCUUGAAACAAUGGUGUAUGCUAGCAUUUGCCAUCACUAAUCAACACACAUGUAGAAAAUGAUGGUACAGCCAAUAAAAACAUAGAUUCACAAUAUACCAUACUAGUGUCUUAUCAUUUAGCACCAACAAUAAAGUUUGAAAAAGCCUCUAAAACUAGGUGAAUUUUACUUUCAUUACCUAGUUAAAAAUUAAAUCAACCUUUCCCCUCCCCCCUCAACAAAGAUCAGAGCAGAAAAAAA
This is a messenger RNA of Orbicella faveolata, 1576 nucleotides long. RefSeq lists its product as uncharacterized. The record is from RefSeq and is a predicted model, not a curated record. NCBI's taxonomy places the organism in Eukaryota, Metazoa, Cnidaria, Anthozoa, Scleractinia, Merulinidae.